This is a messenger RNA of Suillus paluster, 269 nucleotides long. RefSeq lists its product as uncharacterized. NCBI's taxonomy places the organism in Eukaryota, Fungi, Basidiomycota, Agaricomycetes, Boletales, Suillaceae. The record is from RefSeq and is a predicted model, not a curated record. The transcript has a single exon. The annotation marks the transcript as partial.
ACCCUUCUUAUUCAGGGAUGAUGAUGGUAUGCAUCGGAGUCAUCAUUCUGCAUGGCUCCCGCAACUCGUGGUUAAGGGCCUCUGGUGUAUCGCGGAUACCUGGAGUGUUGCCGCUUGUCAUCGCUGGGGGCGCCGCGUGUGCAGUAGUGAAUGCAGCGUUGUUCAGAAGAAUGAAGAGAGAAGAUAAAAUGAUGCAUUCAGCCUUCAGAGAAGAGUGGGAGGCAUGGGCGAGAAAAGUGAAGUAUCUGAUAAUACCUGGUGUAUACUGA